AUGUACAUGUUCGAGUUGGCCACGACGGGGAGCAUAUCGUUUAGCGAUUUCCUUGUCACGACGGAGCUGGUAUCGCAGGUGUCGGAGGCGACGCAACUGCGCGCGCGACUUCGAGGCGUUUUGAAGCAGAAUCGUGCGGGCCAAUCUGGAAGUGUUGGAAAGCACGUCGGUUCCUACAACGAGCAGCGCGGUACGAGUAGCGGCAGCCAAGCCGCUGGUGAUGACGACUGUCGAGCCUCGGCGACGAGCGUCAACGCCGCCGACUGGCUGACCAUCGUCAAGACGAUCGAAGAGUACCUGCCGCAUCUGUUGGGCGUGUUCAACUGUGUGCAGACGGACGAUCUGAUCGUGCGCUACGAACCCGUCUUCUCGUGGCGCACCUCGAUCUCCGGCACGCGCUUCCGUGGCGCCCAACGCAUCGCGCUUGGCGGCCUCCAUUACGAACUUGCGUCGACUCUGCUCACGUACGCACUGGCACUGUCCAACCUGUCCGCCGCCACAGUGGCGUCUCUGGGAUGGUACGAACGCGACCGUUCUCUGUCUCUGGACCAACGCAAGCGCAACGACGAGCGUCUCAAAUGGGCUGCAGAUACACUCUGUCGUGCGGCGGGCAUCCUACUGUACCUCUCGACGCAACUCAUCCCCAAGUGGUCCGAUCACGUAGGCAGUCUCGAUGGAUUGCCACCGGAUCUGACCACCGAGGCCACCCUGGCAUUGAGCAACGUGUGUAUGGCCCAAGCACAGGCGUUGGCCAUUCGCAAGCUCGUCAGUCCAAGUAUAGCCAAAGCGGUGGAUACACUGACGCCCGGCCCGCCGUUGGACAAGAACCACCCGAGUGCGAGUCUGCUGGCCAAGCUGCAUCUGAAUGUGGUCGAGCAGAUGGAAUCGGCUGUGGCACUGCUCAAGACGAUUGCGGACAAGCGCAGGCGCAAGAGCGCCAACCACGCUGGUACGCAGAUCGGCUUGAGUGCCAAUCACGAACACGAGUUGGCGAGCAGGCUGAGUGCGUCACGCGAUCGAGCGGACCACGAGCAUGAUGACGACAUGGUGGAAACCAACCGUGGAGCCGGAGCGCAAGCGACGAGCAAGCGCAAUAAGCUGCUCGGCAGAUUCAAGCUGGGCAGCAGCAAGUCGUCGCCACCACGAAGCGCAUCUGUGCAUUCCGGUCCACACGACGUUGCGCGGUCGUCGGGCCACUUGUCGGCGUCUACUGCAGGUGCGCCUGUUGACUGCGAUGUCGAGAUCUCGUCGUCGCUGCUCAAGUAUCUCGGAUUUGGUGCGGCGUUUCACCGGAGCAUGGCCUACAAGUGGCUCGCGAUAGAUCAUGGCGAGAGCUCGUCGCGCAUCGGCACGGCGAUUGCGUAUCUGUCGCUCUCGAGCGCGCUGCUUUCGUCAUCGACGAUGCGUGAUGGAGCGCCGAGCCAUGCGCUGAUUCCAUCGUCCUUGUUGCUGAACAAGUCGACCAAGUCCGGUAGUGCUGGUGGUGUGGUCGAGCAAGAACUUGCCACUGUCACACACUGGCUAGUGUCGUACCGCAAGCUCAACGAUACUGUCGCGUUCCAGCGUGUGCCAGCGAGCGACGAGGUGACAAGCAACGUCCCAGCCGGCAGACCGGCGUUAGGCGCCAAGCCGUAUACGCUCCCGAGCCCCGCCUGGGGCCCAGCCAGUGCCGGCUACAAGGGCAGAGGACAUGCGCUCCACCUCGCAUCCGAGACACUCCAUCUGCUCGAUGAGCACCACCCUGCUCGACGCGAGCUGGUCGGCAUCCACGCCACAGACGCCGAGACCCAUGCAACCGCCCAUACGCACUACGCUGGUCACGGCGCGUACUACUGA
Messenger RNA from Mycosarcoma maydis (corn smut), 1836 nucleotides. RefSeq lists its product as uncharacterized. Gene Ontology annotation, biological process: cellular response to pH. The record is from RefSeq and is a predicted model, not a curated record. The transcript has a single exon. Lineage: Eukaryota; Fungi; Basidiomycota; Ustilaginomycetes; Ustilaginales. The coding region runs from base 1 to 1836 and encodes 611 amino acids. Gene Ontology annotation, cellular component: plasma membrane.